This is a messenger RNA of Capra hircus (goat), 1137 nucleotides long. Its product is annotated as olfactory receptor 2B6-like. Gene Ontology annotation, cellular component: membrane. Lineage: Eukaryota; Metazoa; Chordata; Mammalia; Artiodactyla; Bovidae. The record is from RefSeq and is a predicted model, not a curated record. Gene Ontology annotation, molecular function: G protein-coupled receptor activity; olfactory receptor activity. The annotation marks the transcript as partial. Gene Ontology annotation, biological process: G protein-coupled receptor signaling pathway. The transcript is spliced from 2 exons.
AUGUGGGUCAGUAAUCAGAGCUCACUAGAUGAUUUUAUCUUACUGGGAUUUUCUGAUCGAUCCUGGCUGGAAACACCACUCUUUGUAAUCUUUCUGGUGGCUUACAUCUCUGCCCUGUUUGGAAAUAUCUCUGUUAUCCUAGUUUCUCGCCUGGAUCCCCAGCUGGACAGUCCCAUGUACUUUUUUGUCUCUAAUCUAUCCCUUCUGGAUCUCUGCUUUACUACCAGUACUGUCCCACAGAUGUUAGUCAACCUUUGGGGACCAGAAAAGACCAUCAGCUAUGGUGGUUGUGUUGCCCAGCUCUAUAUUUCCUUGGCCUUGGGUUCUACGGAAUGCAUACUUCUAGCCAUCAUGGCCUUUGACCGUUAUGCUGCUAUUUGCAAGCCCCUUCGCUACCCAAUCAUCAUGAACCAGAGGCGCUGUAUCCACAUGGCCACUGGGACCUGGAUUAGUGGCUUUGCUAACUCCCUUGUUCAGUCCACUCUCACCGUGUUGACCCCAAGAUGUGGACAGAGGGUGAUGGACCAUUUCUUCUGUGAAGUUCCUGCUCUUCUGAAACUAGCUUGUACAGAUACCCAUGUGAAUGAGGCUGAGCUCAAUGUGCUAGGGGCUUUGCUACUUCUGGUGCCCCUCUCCCUCAUCCUGGGCAUUUAUGUGUUCAUUGCCCGGGCAGUAAUGAGAAUCCGCUCUGCUGAAAGUCGCUGGAAGGCCUUUAAUACCUGUGCUUCACAUUUGCUGGUGGUCUCUCUCUUCUACUUUACAGCCAUCACUAUGUAUGUCCAGCCUCCCUCUAGCUAUUCACGGGACAGAGGGAAGAUCAUGGCGCUCUUCUAUGGAAUCGUCACACCCACACUCAAUCCAUUUAUCUAUACACUGAGGAACAAGGAUGUCAAAGCUGCCCUUAGAAGGGCACUAACUAAGGAAUUUUGGAUGCUGGUCAACAUACAGAGCCGCUGGAGAAAUAUCAGCUACGGAGGCUGCAUAGCUCAACUAUUCAUCUUCCUUGGCUUAGGAUCCACUGAAUGUGUCCUUCUCUCAGUAAUGGCCUUUGAUCGUUAUGUAGCUAUCUGCCAGCCUCUGCAUUACACAGUUAUCAUGCAUUCUCGGCUAUGCCAACAAUUGGCAGUGGUGGCUUGG